CAUGACCUGACCACCGGCGCCGCGCCACCACACCACCGACCCCGCUUGCCGUCGACAGUUUGACCGGCACGCCUCACACAAACCAACCCCUUUCCUUUCGAGCUCUGCGCCCCCCGCCUUUGGAGAUUCGGUGGCCUUGCUCGAUCCGAUCCGCUGCGCUCACGGCCCGAUCGGUUGCGAUCAGCCACGCCGAGGCACCUGUCGAGCGCUCUCACGCUUCGGUGUCCCCCGUCGGGUCCGAGUGCUCUGCAGCUUUUACUCGGACCGUCUGGGCUCCUCGUCUCGCAUUGCAUAGCUCCGUACUCGCUUCUCGGUUAGCAUUCAUGGCGUCCGCUUGGUGUCCGUCCUCCCAACUCCAAGUCCUUCCCGAACCGACAGGCGGCAGUGAUUGCAGCGCGAACCCGUGAAGGCGGUUUGGCUUCAGGUUGUCUCGGUCGCAGCGUCCCCGCGAAGGACACGGAAAGGGCAGCCUUACCUUCUUCCUCGCAUCGCAUCUCCCUCUGCGCCUCUGCAGCAGCCAAGGAGAACGACCUUUUCAGGAGUCCUUUGAUCCUUGCCCUUUGGUGAAUGCUUGCUUUUUUUUUUUCCUCCACAGCCUUUUCCUUUGCAGUGGUCUGUGUACAAGCCUGCCGCAAAGUGAUCCCUGUCCCGGUCACCAUGCUGAGGCCGUCGUCAAGCAGGAGCCAUAGAAGCAAGAAGCUCAGGCCAAGCCACGGUCUCCAGGUCUUCCUGUUCGUCGCCGUCGGCAUCUGGAUCGUGUACCAGCUGACGCAUUCGUACGGCAAGCGGCGGGUGGUGACUGUGGAGACGGACGGCAUCGGCGGCGAGCCGGCACGGCGCCGGCUGGGGACGAAGGGCUCCGUCGACUUCGCAGCUGGCCAGGCGUCUGUCGGUGACGUUGCUGGGGUCGGGGACGGGAGCGACGCCGGACGGGGAGCCGACUCGUCGGACGAUCCUUCGAGCAAGGCUGGAGACGGCGACGAGGAGGACGACGACCAAGAGGUUGAUGAAGAUGAUGGGGUCGAUAGCGAUGCGGAGGACGGCCUUGCCGCUGACGAAGAGGAGGAUGACAGAGAUCUCCAGUCUCAGGACGGCAGCAGUGAGGAUGAACUGAAGACCGCGCACGGCGAAACUCAGAAAGGACUGAACACAAGCAUUGUUCCUCCGGUGAACGCCACCGACACUCUGCAAGGCGGCGUUGCUGUUCUACUGGCGAAUGCGACUGGCCGUACAGCAGAUGGCACUACUCUGACUGCUCUGAAGAACCCUGCAACAGUUGAUCUGUCGUCGUUGCAUGCCAGAGGAACAGCUGGUGAUAUUAUUGAGAACAAGCCGUUGGCGAACAUUGGGUCUUCAGGUGAGAAUCGGAACCUUCAUAUCAACAAGAACGGGGCUGCAGCAGACACUGUCGCAGGAUAUGGCAUCUUGAGCUGAGAAUGCACGCUGCUAUCCCGGAGAACUCAAAUUUUUCCUGCCGAUUAAACGGCGUGCUCAGACAGAAGCGCGCCCAGCUGAUGCUACAUUGGUUUUGUUUCUGUUCGUUAGGUUAGUUCGUGGUUCUUUGUGUUCUUGAUCAGAUGUCUUUAACUGUAACAAAGUAUUGUCAACAGCGAUGGAGAUGCUACUGCCCGAAGCAUUGUCUUCUUGGUGCAGUGAUA
Molecule: messenger RNA, 1658 nt
Organism: Panicum virgatum (switchgrass)
Lineage: Eukaryota; Viridiplantae; Streptophyta; Magnoliopsida; Poales; Poaceae
Exons: 2
Coding region: 568-1434 (288 amino acids)
Source: RefSeq, a predicted model, not a curated record